Anopheles coustani is the source of this 4390-nucleotide messenger RNA. RefSeq names its product protein pygopus (gene pygo). The transcript has 3 exons. Lineage: Eukaryota; Metazoa; Arthropoda; Insecta; Diptera; Culicidae. The record is from RefSeq and is a predicted model, not a curated record. Bases 969 to 3614 code for a protein of 881 amino acids.
GGACGCUUCGUAAAGCGUCGACGGAUUAUUCGCCGCCGCGAGCAGUUUUUACGGAAGAAUUUGCUGGUUUGUGGCAGUGAAAGAAGCCUAAGACUGCUUGGAGUGUGAAAUAAUAAACGUAAGCACUGUUAGCGUUAUCUACGAAUGUGCCGAGCGGUGGAUUCGUCGUGUGUCUGCGAAAGUUAUGUGACGUGAGAAAUCAACGAAAUCCGUGCGCUGGAUUUGUCAAACGGAUUACAAUCAGUUCUUGUUCACGUUCGCCAAGGCCGGAAAGAAACCGCCGAAGGAUGCAGCUAUUAUGUAGCACCGUCCAUCGAAACGUUCAGGCACAGCUAAACGCAGCCUUUGCGCUGGAAAAAUGUACGAUGAUCGAAUCGUGCGAAAUUGGACCAGAUUGAUAAAUGGUGUGGCGUAUUCUGCACUAGGAAUACCGAAUGCCAGUCCCUCGGCAAACACUGAUUUAGCGGGGCAAACGAUCGUGCUGUGUGCGCGGAGUGACGGUUAUCAAGUGUGGGAAACCACAGAAAGCAUAAACCAUGAGCAAUAUUAAAGAUUAGAACCAACAAGAAACCGACAAUUGUAUGGCGAAAAUUGUAUUAUUAGGUGUAAAAAGAAGCGUUCACUAGCAGAGCCCUUCUGUCGUGUCUGUGUGCUGUUUCGUGUGAAGGUUGCAGGCUUUUCGUACCUUUUUGUAAAUCGUGUAGAGUGAGAUACGUGUGUACAAAACUAUUGUAAAAUUGUGUACUGGUUAUAUUGUAAAGACUGCAAGUGAGUGUGUGUGUGCGUGUGUGUACGAUGGAGUGUAUGAUAAACAAUUUCACGUUUUAGUGGUUAACCGACUCUCCUUAAAUACGACCUCCGCGAAAACGCGAGAAAAGUCAGUGGACGAGAGAAGGGGAAAAGUGUACAGAACCGUAUUCUGAAAGGAAAGACGGAGCCUACUGCUAUUGUAACACAAGCGUUAUAGUAUGACACACAAUCUGGGAAUGGCGUCGUAUCGGCUACCCGGACCCGGACUAUGUCCACCAGAUUUCAAAUCGCCAUCGGAGUCCCCCCAGCUGCCCAUCUCCGCGCCGAGCAAUCCGAAGAAGCGGAGAAAAACGUCCAACGUCGCGAAUGCUAAUGCGGUCACCGCGCAACCCACGCCGACACCUUCCCCGCAGGAUCUGUUGCCACCUCCGCCAACCGGGUAUGGUGAUACGAUAGUGGCUUCGAACCCUUUCGACGACACGCCCCCUCCGACACCCGCCUCGCACAUGGGUCACAUGGGCCACCCGCACGGAGGAGGUGGGCACGGACCGGGCCCGGGAAUGAUGGGGCAUAUGGGAGGUGGCGGAGGAAUGGGACACGGUGGGCCCAUGGGCAUGAACCAUAUGGGACCGAUGCAUGGCGGACAUCACAUGGGAGGACCGAUGGGUGGCCAUCCGCACGGGCCACCACACGGUGGACCAAUGGGUGGACCGGGAGGGCCGCAUGGAGGAGGAAUGCCGCACGGGAUGCCUCACGGAAUGGGACCGCACGGGCCUGGCCACGGAUCGCCCCAUCCCGGCAUGGGUCCCGGGGGGCCACCGCAUGGCCCGCCGGGAAUGGUGGGAGGACCGGGAGGUCCGGGUGGACCACAGGGCCCCCCGAUGCGGGGCAUGAGCCCGAUGGGUAUGGGCAGCCCGAUGGGACAUCAUCAUCCGGGAAUGCACAUGAACGCCGGGAUGGGCCAGAUGGGUGGAAUGCCGCACGGAAUGCAGCGGGGUGGCAUGAGCCCGAUGGGACCGACGAUGCCGGGUGCCCAGAUGGGUGGUCUGAGUCCCAUGGGCGGUGCCAUGAACCAGAGCAUGUCCCCGAUGGGCCCGAUGGGCGGUAUGUCGCCGAUGAGCCAGCAGCAGCAGCAGCAGCAACAGCAGCAGCAGAUGAACAACAAAUCUGUCGGUAGCCCGAUGAGCGGCGGCAACAUUGGAAGUCCAAUGAAUUCGAUGCCAGGAAUGGGCUCCCCGCACGCGGCCGGCCAGGGCGGUAUGCUGGGAAGCCCGAUGAACACUAGCGGAGGGCACAUGAACAAUGGACCGAUGGGACCACCGAUGAACAGCCCGCUCGGUAAUGGGCCACCGAAUCACGUGCCACUGGGGCCGAACUCGGCCGGUCACAGUCAAACGCCACAGCCAGUGUCGGCGGCGAAUGUAACCGUCGGCGGGCAGACGUCGCCGAAUGUGGUGGUAAGCGGCGGAGGACCCGGCCCCGGAGGUGGCAAUCCGGGCAUGAACAGUAGUAAUAGUAGAAUGAACCUACCGAACGGUGCAAUGGCGACAAAUCAGCAAUCAGGAAGUAUAAAUCAAUUACCUCAUCAACUCGGACCCAUGGGUGCGAAUCAGCAGCAGCAACAGCAGCAACAAGGUGGUCAGCAGCAAGGUGGCCCGCAGCAGAACAACAGUAGUCAGGGACCGAACAGUCAGGUGCUAGCCGGCAACCAGGGACCCACGCCACCCGGCAAUCAGUCAUCACAACAGCAGCAGCAGCAACAGCAACAGUCACAACCGCUACAGCCUCAUCCGCCACCGCACGGAGGUGGUGGCCAGCAUCAGCAGCUUCCCCUGCCUCAACAGUCACCUCACGCUCAACACAACCCCGGUGGCCCCGGUAGUGGGGGUGGUGGCGGUGGCGGUGGCGGCUCUGGUCAGCAGCAACACCAGAUGAACCAGAUGGUUGGCCCUGGCGGUGGUCCACCGAUGGGCAACAACAGCAUGGGCGGACCGAUGGGCGGUGGCAUGAUGGGCCCGGGAGGUCCAGUGAAUUCGAUGGGUGGAGCCGGAAUGAACCACCACCCGCAUCAUCAUCACCAUCACCAUCCGGGAAAUCAUCAGCAGGGCAAUCCACACAUGGGCGGCGGAAUGGGCGGCGGUGGACCUAACAACAUGCACCAUCACAUGGGCGGUGGUGGAGGCGGAGGAGGUGCGGGCGGUAUCAUGCCCCCGCACGGGAACAUGCCUCCCGGCGGCCUAAGGCCACCGAUGCACGGUGGAGGUGGUAUGGGAGGCGGAGGAGGAGGCGGUGGCGGCGGUGGAAUGGGCCCAGGAGGAAUGAUGGGAGGCCCGCCGAUGGGUGGCCCGAUGGGUGGUCACAUGGGUGGCAUGGGCGGUGGAAUGGUUGGAGGAAGUCCGAUGCAGUCGCCGCACAUGAUGGGACCAGGUGGACCGAUGGGCGGUCCUAUGGGUGGUCCGGGUGGUAUGGGAGGCCCAAUGGGACCCGGUGGCGGCGGUGGAGGUUUGGGACCUCCGGGCAAUGGACCGAACGGACCGAACCAUCAUCACCAUAUGGGCAUGUUUGGCCCGAAACCGAUGCCCGUGACGUCGGGCAAAAUGUACCCGCCCGACCAGUCGAAGGUGUUCAACCCGCAGAACCCGAACGCCCCGCCAAUCUAUCCCUGUGGCGGAUGCCACAAGGAGGUGCACGACAACGACCAGGGAAUUCUUUGCGAGUCGGGCUGCAACUUUUGGUUUCAUCGGACCUGCAGUGGACUGACGGAGGCGGCCUUUAAUCUGAUACACGCGGAGGUGUACGCCGAGUGGUGCUGCGACAAGUGUUUAAACUCUAAAAACAUACCGCUGGUCAAGUUUAAACCGUAGUAGAAGCAACCCCGUAGCUCGACCGGCCGGAGCACCGCGGUGCAGCAGCGGCGGGCCUGAGCCACGAUCCAACGCAACACAAGCCCGAUCGAGCGGCAACACGGUGGUGACGACGACGACGACGACGACGAUCAUGAUCAUCGAACGUUCCACGCGCACUUCUUGCGUUGUCGCAUUUUUCCUCGGAAAUUCCCACCGAAUGAGAACGAAUGGUUUCGGUGGUGGAAUGUCCAUUAUCGACCAGCAACAAGAUGGAGCGGUCACGGCACGUUAAUAUGAGACCAGGAAAUUCAUGAGGUUAAGCGGUGUAACGAAGAGAUCAUUUGGGCAUAAGUAGAUUGGAGGUUUGCUUGGAGGAUGUGUGUGCAAUUUUUAAAAGACUGGACUAGACUGCCACAGAUAACACAGAGAAAGAGAGAGGAAGGAGGAGGAGGUGAGGAAGAGAGAGGGAGAGUGGAAGCGGUAAACGAAAGUGUUAUCUUUCUAUUUUCCAGUACAACGCUGAUGUUGGUGGCUUGAAGGGUUUUGUUUGUGACUUAUUCAUCCCGUAACGCACCGACACAUCAUCUUGCCACGUCAAGAUGUACGAAAUUAUGUGUAUAUAUUUUUUUUUAUACUUUUAGAACCCGGUACCUAUAAUGACGACGUCUAUUUAUUACCAUUGCGUGUGGUCGUUUUUAGCGAAAACAAAGUCUAUCCUCAUAGAAUAAGGACACCGGGCGAUAAUCUGUACAACGCAACAGCAACAAAAUAAAAACAAAAAAUGCCUGCCCGUA